This is a messenger RNA of Cyprinodon tularosa, 3352 nucleotides long. RefSeq names its product GTPase IMAP family member 8-like. NCBI's taxonomy places the organism in Eukaryota, Metazoa, Chordata, Actinopteri, Cyprinodontiformes, Cyprinodontidae. Gene Ontology annotation, molecular function: GTP binding. The record is from RefSeq and is a predicted model, not a curated record.
AUGCCCGUCCUCCACCUGGAGAGGGGCCAAACAACUUCUGCAACACGGCGCGUCCAACAUCUCACGCUCACAGGGCUAGGUCAGGUCGAGCUGAAAUCGCCACUCUUGACACUCAAACCGAGCGGACAGGUCAGGAAACCCGGUCGAGCAGAAAACGCCACCAGGGGUUCCCCAUCAGCAAGGCUGCAAGGAGGACUAGCCAAGCACAGCAGUGAAACACUCAGCCGCCCUGCUACAGAAUUGAGGAUUGUGUUGAUAGGAGGAAGAUUCAAUAACCUUUCGAGCGGUAAAAGCUCAGCUGGAAACAUCAUCCUGGGUCACAAUGUUUUUGACACCAGCAGAAGAACAGCUCAGAGUGAAGCGAGGCAGCAGGAAGUACUCGGCAGACGACUCACGGUGGUUGAUACUCCAGGAUGGUGUUGGGUUUAUCCAAGAGAAGAAACCCUAAAACUGGAUCAGAUAGAAAUCCAGAAUAGUGUCCAUCUGUGUCCCCCAGGACCUGAUGUCUUUCUUCUGGUCAUUCCUGUUGGUUCAGAUUUCUUUAAUCUCAUCAAUCUAUCUCUAGAGGAACACCUGGAACUUUUCAAAGCAGAUGUUUUCAGUCACACCAUCGUGCUGUUCACUGCAGUCGAUCCAUGUAGUGAUGAAACCAUUAAAUCAGAAAUCAGAGAAUGUCCAGUCCUGCAGUGGAUCCUUCAACAAUGUGGAAACAGAAAACAUGUUCUCAACAUCAGCAACAGAGAAGAUAGAGAUCAAGUCAAGAUGCUUCUAGAGAAAAUUGAGGCGAUGAUUGAACAGAACAGGGGCAGACACUGUUCUGUUGAUGAAUCUGAUGGAAAUGCUCUGAGAGAGAGACUGAAAGAUUUGGUUAAAAAAGCCUCGAAAAGGUUUGAUGAAGUUCAGAAACAAAGAAGAAACCUGAAGCUGCAGAUUGAAGGUGGAAAAGUUCCUCCAAACCAUUUGAGAAUAUUGAUGAUUGGUGGAUCAUUUGUUGGAAAGAGCUCAGCAGGAAACAUCAUUCUAGGAAAAAAUGCAUUUGGUGUUAAUAAAAGUGUUAGAAAUAGAACAACAAACAGUGAAAUUAGCCACAGUGUGGUUGAAGGAAGGCGGCUCACAGUGGUGGAUUCUCCUGGAUGGUUCUACAUCCACACCCUUCAGGACACCAGUGAGAUGGACAAACUGGAAAUAGAGAACAGUGUGAAUCUCUGUCCUCCAGGACCACAUGCUGUGCUGCUGGUUAUUCCUCUGGCAGUACACGUUGAUCCAUCAUAUCUGAGAUCUGUCCAGGAACACAUGAGUCUGUUCAGAGAAGAAAUCUGGAAACACACACUGGUUCUGUUUACCUUUGGUGACUGGUUAGGAGUGAAGACUGUGGAGGAGCGUAUAGAGAGUGAUGAAGGUCUGCAGUGGAUAGUGAACAAGUGUGGGAACAGGUAUCAUGUUCUGAACAACAAGGACCACAGUGAUAAGACUCAGGUAAAGGAGCUCAUUGAGAAGAUUGAAGAGAUGUGGGCAGGGAAUGAAGAUCCUCAUUAUGAAGUGGACCUGGACCGAGCAGCACAGAUAGAAGCCAAGAUGGAGGCUGCAGACAAGGAAGCCAGAAGGUUGAAGGAGAUCAACGAGAGACAGUCAAGAGUUCUGAAAGAGGUUUAUGAAGCUGAGAGAGAUCCAGUCACUGACAUCAGGAUUGUUCUGGUUGGACAGAAAUGUUCAGGAAAGAGUUCAGCAGGAAAUCAGAUCCUUUUCAAGAAGAAAUUUAAAAUAACAUUUAAUAGAGUUUGGUUGGAAAAGAACUAUGAAGAUCAGAGAACAUCUGCAACAUGUGAGAAACAUGAAGGAGACUUUGAUGGAGUAAAAGUCUCAGUGGUUGAAACACCAGGCUGGUUCUCAGACCCAACACCACCUGACUGGAUCAAAGAUGAAGUUCUCCACAGUGUCUCCAUGUUUUCUCCUGGACCUCAUGUUUUUCUCCUGGUUGUUCCAAUCUUCAGAGCUUUCUCUGAGAAAGAUCUCAAAGCUCUGGUGGAGGUCCUGAUGCCAUUAACAGAGAGAGUGUGGAGACACUGCAUGGUGCUGUUUACCAGGGGAGACUGGCUCAAUGGCCUCCCUGUAGAGAACUACAUCGUCAGAGAGGGCAAGGAGCUCCAGGAGCUUCUGGAGAAGUGUGGGAACAGAUACCAUGUUCUCAGCAGCUUUGAUUAUGAUGAUCCUGUUCAAGUCAAAGAGCUGUUCCAAAAAAUUCUCAACAUGGUAAAACAGAACAAAGGAUGCUUACAACUGAAGUAAGUGGGAGAGGAGUGGAACAGACGGGAGCAGGAGCUGAUGGAGAGAAUGAUGAAAGCUUUAGCAAAGGAACCAGAGAAACCAACAGUGCCCUCUGUGGAGGUGGCAAAUAGCAAGGAUGAUGGAGGUAUUCCAGACAUGAGCGGAGAUGUUUCCUCAGAAUAUGGGAGCAUUUCAGAGAUUAGGAACCAACGAGCUCAUAACUACGUUGCUGAAUGGCUGGCUAAGAGAAUGAGACAGUCUGAGAUCAGCUCUGGGAUCGGCAGCAUUUGUUCCUCAGUCAGUUAUAUAGAGAAACAUGAUGAAGAUCUUCAAUAGAUUAAAAAAAGAUGAGUUCAUUCUCACAGAGAAUAAAGAUCCUCUGAACAUUUUCUCCAAUCCAUCAGCUAAAAAUAGGAACUCUUGUUUAACCAAAAAGCUACAGCAGAGACAAUGAUGGAAGCUAAAGGAGAACACAGGAUGGAAUAUGAAAAUAUACCAGCUUGGUGCUACAUGAGACCCAUGUUGGUCUAAUUACUGUAGAUCACAUGGUUAAAGUCCUGCUCCUGUAAUGUUCUGGGUUCUUUUGGUGCCAAAAAUAUUUCCAAUGUUUUCCAAUGUCCUUGUGUCUAUAUGAGGUGUGUGUCUGAUGUGUUUAUGUACAGGAAGCUGUAUAUAUGGUUGGUUUAUGUGUCUAUAUCAGAUCUAUAUAUUGUGUCCAUAUGCUGUAGAUCAUGAGUUUUUCUCCUCAUGUUAUGUUGUUUAACCAUGUUGUGGAACCUGUCGUCUUCUAAUGUCAUGUGAUGUCAUUUGCCCUCACAUAAUAACCAGUUUUCUUUGUUGUUUUUUGUUAAACAGCAGAAACAGAAUGUAAUGCCUGCUCACUUGAUGCAGACAGGAAACACCAACUGCUGCAGCUCACUGUCUUUUUUCUUUUUUUUCCCAUUUUUACCUACAAUUUAUACAAAUAAUGUGAAUCAAAUUAUAGAUGAACACAUGAGAGAACGCCAAGGCAACAGCUGUUUUAGUGUCAUCAUGUAAAAUGUUGGUAACUGCUGGACGGUGAAUUGCUAAAGAUCUUUUAUUAGGC